Messenger RNA from Hibiscus syriacus, 1222 nucleotides. RefSeq lists its product as uncharacterized. The record is from RefSeq and is a predicted model, not a curated record. NCBI's taxonomy places the organism in Eukaryota, Viridiplantae, Streptophyta, Magnoliopsida, Malvales, Malvaceae. The transcript has 2 exons. Bases 304 to 1089 code for a protein of 261 amino acids.
AUAAACUUCCUUGAUGCCUCAUAAUGGUGGGUUUAAAAUCCCAAACUACCCUUUCAUAGUCAGCAGUUGGAAAAAAAAAAGGGAAAAAGCAAGAGGGACGUGUUAUUCAUCAUUGUGAUUCCAUAAUGAUGGUGACCUUUUAAAAAAGAAAUAAAUACAAAAGGAACCGAUAUAUGGUCUUGAUUCGGUGAGCCAAUAAGAUUAAACCACAAUGCUUUGAUUAUGUGGGAUCUACCGUGAUUAAGCCACAUUGUCAGAGGCAGAGGAGCCGUGGAGAAGAAGAAGACGCAGGGAAGGGUAAAAAUGGGUCUGCUUUCAAACAAGGUAGAGAGGAAUGAGAUCAAACCAGGAGACCAUAUUUACACUUACAGAGCUGUUUUCACCUACUCUCACCAUGGUAUCUUUGUUGGUGGAAGCAAGGUGGUUCACUUUAGACCUGAAAGGAACUUGGAUUCCAGCAUUGAGUCAUCUUCUGAGCUAUAUGAUCCUAUAUCCCCCCAAUCAGCUUGCCCGAUCUUUCCUGAUUGCGGUUUUCGGCAGCCAAACAGUGGCGUAGUACUCUCAUGCCUGAAUUGCUUCCUUCGGAAUGGAUCUCUCUACUGCUUUGAGUACGGCGUGACCCCAUCAGUUUUCCUUGCCAAAGUGCGUGGAGGGACAUGCACCACAGCAGUGUCCGACCCUCCUGGAUCGGUUAUCCACAGAGCAAUGUAUCUUCUUCAAAACGGAUUUGGAUACUACGACAUAUUCCAGAAUAACUGUGAGGACUUUGCUCUGUAUUGCAAAACUGGUCUUCUGAUUAUGGAAAAACUCGGGUUCGGGAGAAGUGGUCAGGCUUCAUCGGUGAUCAGUGCCCCCUUGGCUGCUCUCAUUUCUUCUCCACUAAAUCUGUUGAUGCCAAGUCCUGUAGGUGUGGCGACGGUCACUGCUGGGAUGUACUGUAUGAGCAGGUACGCGACCGAUAUAGGCGUUCGAAGCGAUGUGAUAAAGGUAGCCGUGGAAGAUUUGGCUGCGAACCUCGGCUGGGCAGCGCCCCAUGAUGAAGCGGCUCAGGAAAAUGAGGCUUCUAACAGACAACUCAUGACAUUGUAACAUGAUGCAGUAUUUUAUUGAACUCAAUAUGUGAUUGUCUCUCCCUAUCUGUCAUAGCUCAUAAGUGCAUAUUAUCAUCGUUUUCAAGCAGAUUAAGCUGUGUACUCCGAAACAGCUUUUAACAAAGAAGUAA